Molecule: messenger RNA, 7888 nt
Organism: Nelumbo nucifera (sacred lotus)
Lineage: Eukaryota; Viridiplantae; Streptophyta; Magnoliopsida; Proteales; Nelumbonaceae
Source: RefSeq, a predicted model, not a curated record
UGUACGAUAUUCUGCAUUUGGAAGUUUCUGAGGUGGAAUCUGGUUAGAUUUGGGAGUUUUGACCUUUUCUGGAGGAGCAUACUACUUUAGCUUUUCUUUUCUACUUUACUGGACUAUAUUUACUAGAUUAAACGUGGCAUUUCCUUUUGGAUUGUCCUUCCACCGUAUUCCAGUCCCCAAAGUUGCUUUGCUUUGGUUAUAGUGAUUGAAUCUGAGAGAUAGUCGGGGAGUGUUUGUUUGGUUUUCUCAUCUCUUGUUGGUGAGCAGUUGAUUUUUUAAUAAUGUCAAGAAUUGCUAAGUGGAAGCUUGAGAAGACAAAAGUAAAAGUGGUUUUCCGGCUACAAUUCCAUGCCACACAUAUCCCGCAAACUGGAUGGGAUAAAUUGUUUAUCUCUUUCAUUCCUGCUGACUCUGGGAAGGCAACAGCGAAGACAACUAAAGCAAAUGUCAGAAAUGGGACUUGCAAAUGGGCAGAUCCCAUUUAUGAGACUACAAGACUUCUCCAAGAUGCCAAAACCAAACAGUAUGAUGAAAAGAUGUAUAAGCUUGUCAUGGCUAUGGGGUCUUCUCGAUCUAGCCUCCUUGGUGAGGCUUACAUCAACCUUGCUGAUUUUGCAGAUGCAUCCAAGCCUUCUACUGUUGCAUUGCCUCUUCAAGGGUGCAGCCAUGGAACUGUUUUGCAUGUUACAGUCCAGCUGCUCACUUCCAAAACUGGGUUCAGAGAAUUUGAGCAGGAGAGGGAGCUAAGAGAGAAGGGGUUGCAGCUGACUAGCAACCAGACUAUUCAUGAGAAACCUGCUCAAAAGUUACCUGCAUCCGUAGAGAUGGCAAAUGAUCAGAUAGAUAAGGUUAACUCAAGAGUUGGAUUCAACUCAGAAUCCAGAGGGCUUCCUUCCCUUGGAGAGGAGAUGGAAUUGAAUGAAGAGAAUGCAGACUCAGCCAUUGGAAUUGAUGGCUCAUCCUAUACUUCAGAAAAUUUAUAUGCUGAAAAGCAUGAUACCUCUAGCACACAUGAAAUGGAUAACAUAAAGAGUACAACAUCUGCUGAUUUAUGUGGACCUCCCUUUGAUCAAAGCCCUCAGCCUGAGAGAGGGGACCAAUCUGAUAAUCAAGACUUGGCACAGAGGAGCAGUAACUGGGUUCAUGGCUGGAAUCCAGACUAUUCUAUGGAUAAUGACUUGGCAAAUGAUUACGAAGAGAAUAAUAGACUCAGAGGAAGUCUAAAGGUGGCUGAAUCUUCUAUCUUAGAGCUUAAGCAGGAAAUAACCUCUUUACAAAGUCAUGCUGAUGAAUUUGGUGCUGAAACACAAAAGUUUUCCCAGCAACUUGCUGCUGAGAUUGCUUCAGGAGAAAAGUUGGCUAAAGAAGUUUCUAUUCUGAAAUUAGAGUGUUUGAAGUUAAAAGAUGACUUUGAACAACUAAAACAUUCUGGAUUAGAUUCUCAUCUUACAAAGAAGGAAGUGAUUGAGAAAGACUGGGAGAGCUUAUACCAGGACCUACAGGUCAGAUGGUCGAAGGGUCUUUUGAUUAUGGAGGAUAAAGUAAGGGAACUCCAAAACAAGGCAUGCCUCAGAUGUCAUGAGAGGGACUUCAGGUUCCUUCACUCUGAUUUUCAGGCACUUCAAUGCAUCUUGCAGGACCUUAGACAAGGAACAACAGAGGUAAUUUCUGUAUUGGGUAUAGUACCAGGUGAAAGAGCUGAUGUAAAGGAGAUUGAACCAAUAAGCAUACAGAAACAUGAACAAUCUGUUCCGGGGGAAAAGUUGGAUGGCUUUGGUUUAGAUCAGUAUCGUUCUGAAGAUAUACCUUGUUGCCUAAGAAGGCCAAUGGAGUUUCCUGAGGAGCAUGAUACCAUUGAUUCCAUCCCUGUGUUGAAAGGCAAAAUUUCUGAUCUUCUUAGGGAGUUGGAAGAAUCCAAGGCUGAAAGAGAAAACCUCACAACAAAAAUGGACCAGAUGGAAUGCUACUAUGAAGCUCUAGUCCAGGAGCUUGAGGAGAGUCAGAAGCAGAUGCUGGGAGAGCUGCAGAGCCUCAGGAAUGAGCAUGCCAGUUGCUUGUAUACAAUUUCUUCUUGCAAAGCUCAGAUGGAAGUGAUGCACCAAGACAUGAAUGAACAGUUCUUAAGAUCUGCUGAGGACAGGCAUAACUUAGAAUCCCUGAAUAAGGAACUUGAGAGAAGGGCUAUCACCUCAGAAACAGCACUGAAAAGAGCUCGUUGGAGUUAUUCUACUGCAGUGGAUCAAUUGCAGAAGGACCUUGAGCUUCUUUCUUACCAAGUGUUAUCCAUGUUUGAGACUAAUGAGAACCUGAUUAGUCAAGCUUUUGCAGAAUCUUCCCAACCAUGUUUUGAGGAGUUUCUGGAAACUGGGCAGCGGGCCAAUGCAUUAUUGCAGGAGCAGUAUAAAACAGGUGUGCAACGAAGUCAAGGAAUGGUACAUAUAUCUCAGAAAGCUGAGAAAGAGUUGGCUUUGGGUCAAGUGCCUCCAUUUCACAAUGUUCUUGUGGAAGACGAGAAGAGUUUUUCAUUACAUGCUAAUAUAGUUGGAGAGGUGCAGAGAAGCUCAGAUGCUCUGGAUUCCUUCAGUUGUCCAAAGACUGAACAUCCUCUGACCAAGCUUAGUUGUGAGGAAUCUUAUUCUGCUGAACUUUUUCAGUGCCAGAACCAGAAUGCAGAGCUAGAGAAACAACUCUUGGAUGGAGAGAUUCUUUUCAAGGACUUGAGAAGGUCACUUCACUUGCAAGAAGAGCUCUAUCGGAAGGCUGAGUUUGAACUUUACGAAAUGCAUGUUGCAAACAUACAUUUGGAUGUCUACUCAAAAGUUCUGCAAGAAGCAUUGCAUGAAGCAUGUAGUGGCAUUACACUCAUGAAAGAGAGAAUGGAUGCAUUGGCAGAACAGCUUGACAAAUCAACUCAAUCAAAGGAGUUAUUGAUGCUUAGACUGCAGAGUGCAUUGGAUGAUGUGAAAUCACUGAAUGAGUGCAAGCUAAAUUGCAUUGCCAAGUGUGAUGACUUAGGCUUGCAAAAUAACAUUCUUGAAGCAAAACUGGAAUCUAUUUCCAAUGAGAACUUUCUUCUUUCUGAAAAGAUUGCAGAAUGUGAAAAGUUAAUGGUGGAAUACGGAAGCUACAAGAACAAAUAUAUCACUUGCUCUGCAGAAAAAACAGAACUUGCUAAUUUACUGAAACAGGAAACCGUGGAAAAGUAUAAUCUUCAGAAUGAAGUUAGCACUGUGCAUGCAGAGUUGAAAACCAUAAAGUCCAAAUUUGAUAAACUGGGCUCUGAGAGGGAUAAUCUGGAGAUAACCAUCAAUUUUCUGCAAGAUAAGUUGAGAAGUUUGAUGUCAACCAUGUUAUCUUACAAUGAACAGCUUAAUGGACAGACUAUUCAAGGUAAAUCACUGCAACAAGAGUUGGAGAACAAUGACUUCAUCAAUAUUAUCUUGCAUUUGGACGAGCUUCAAAAGAAAACAUACGAAACAAUUCUUCAGCUCAUCCAAGAUAAGAAGGAUCUAGAGGAAGAAAGAGACAUUGCUCAAAGGUCACUAAACCAGAAAGAUUCAGAUAUCCUGAUCAUGAAACAGAAAUUUGAAUUAGAUAUCCAGGACAUGGUGACGAAAUUAGAUUUGUCCAAUCUCAAUGUUGAAAAUCUUCAGCUUCAAUUCAAAGAUAUUGCUAAUAAACUUGAGGUUAGUUCAGGAUCUGAAGAAAAAUAUGCUGCAGAGAACAGGGACCUUUCAUCAAAAAUUGCUGAUUUGGAAAUUCAGCUGGAACAUGUUACUACUGAAAACAAGAAUCUUGUGACAAAGAUUCUUAAGCUUAGCCAAGAGAAGCAAGAUGCAGAAGCAGAAAAAGACAUUACUCGAGAGUCACUAGGCAGCAAAGAGUCAGAAAUUCUGAAUAUGAAAAAGAAGUUUGGAUCUGAUGUACAAGACAUGGUGAUGAAACUACAUUUGUCCAAUGCUCAUGUGGACAAGCUUCAGCUUGAACUUGAAGAUACCAUUAACAAACUCAAUAUUAGUUCUCAGGCUGAAGAAAAAUAUGCAGAGCAGAACAGAGGACUCGUAUCAAAAAUUGAAAGUUUGGAAAUUCAGUUAGAACAUGUCAGUACUGAAAACGGGAACCUUGAAACUAAAAUUCUUCAGGUAAGCCAAGAGAAGAAGGAUGCUGAGGAAGGAAGAGACAUUGCUCAAAGGUCACUAAGUGCCAAAGAUUCUGAACUUAUGAUUAUGAGAAAGAAGUUAGAGUUUGAAGUACAAGAUAUGUUAUCAAAACUACAUUUAUCUAAUGCCCUUGCAGAAGAGCUUCAGCUUGAACUUGAUACUUCUAGACAACUCAAAGUCAAUUCAGUGGCUGAAGAAAAAUAUGCAGAGCAGAACAGAGGACUCGUAUCAAAAAUUGAAGAUUUGGAAAUUCAGCUGGAAUGUGUUAAAAGUGAAAACAGGAAUCUUGUAACAAAGAUUUUUCAGCUCAACCAAGAGAAGGAUGCAGAGGAAGAGAGAGACAUUGUUCGAGGGUUGUUAAGCUGCAAAGAUUCAGAAAUUCUGAUAAUAAAACAGAAGUUUGAAUCUGAUGUACAAGACAUGGUAUCAAAAUUAGAUAUGUUUAAUGCCCAUGUUGAAAAUCUGCAGCUUCAACUAGAACAUAUUGCUAAUAAACUAAACAUUAAUUCAGGAGCGGAAGAAAAAUAUUCAGAGCAGAGCAGAGAACUCUUAUCAAAAUUUGCAGAUUUGGAAAUUCAGCUGGAACAUGUUGCUAGUGAAAAUAGGAAUCUUGCAAGAAAGAUCCUGGUCUUUGAGAGCACUGCAGAGUCUGAAAUUUUUAUGAUGAGACAAAAGUUUGAAGCUGAUGUACAAGAUAUGGUCACUAAACUAGGUUUGUCUGAUGCUCAUUUAGAAAAGCUUCAGCUAGCACUAGAAGAUAUUUCCAAGAAACUUAAGGUUAGCUCAAUAGCUGAUGAAAAGUUUGCGGAACAGAAUAAUGAGCUCCUAUCAAAAUUUGCAAUGAUGGAAGUGGAGCUGCAACAGGUUACUGCUGACUACAGAAGCAUUGUUCAAAGGGCGUUGGUUUUGGAGAGCAUAAAUGAGGAACUUGAAAGGACUAAAUUGAUUAUCACUGAACUGAAGCAGGAAAACCAAACUUUGAUCAUGUCUUUACAGUCUAGUAACGAGGAUUGUGUCAAGCUGGGUGUUGAGCUUAGUACUGUAAAAGAAAGUUUAAGAAGUGUACAAGAUAAAUUGCAUGUUGAGAGAGGCCUCAGAGCUGAAUUGGAGGCUACAGUUAUGGAUCUUACCUCCCAGUUGAAAGAGAACCAUGACCAGCUGUUCUCAUUUAAUGAGCAGAAAGCUGAGCUGAUCCAAAUCAAGCAACUAGUAUCAGAUCUGGAACUAGAAAAAUCAAGAGUCUGCCAUCGUUUAUUUACCAGCGAGGAAUUUGCUUCAUCGCUUCAACUCCAAGUUAUAGAUUUGGAAAACCACUUGACAGAGAUGCAUGAAUGUUUAUUAGCUGCAGAUCUCAAAUCCAUUUUCACAAGAAAUCAGUUCCAAACUAGGAUGGAGGAGCUUGCUCAACAAGUUCUGUCUUUGGAUGCUUGCCAUGAGGAGCUUUUUAUGAAGCACUUUGAUGUGCUUGCUGCUCUGAAUAAACAUGUUGCUAGUGAAGCACAAUGUGUUGAAGAAAAUGCAAGAUUGCUGACAACUGUCAACUCAAUGAAAUCUGAGUUGGAAGACUCUGCUUUUGAGAAAAGGACACUUAAGGAUGAAAACAGAGCUUUGCUUAUUGAACUUGAGAAGUGUAAGACUGAGGCAGCAAUUGCAAAAAUUAGUGAUAUUGAAGAUAUCCAUUGGUAUAAGAUUGAGGUUGAACAGUUGAAAUGCAUGCUGGUGAAUUCUGAAGAAGAGAUUGAUAAUCUAACUGCCUCAAGGUAUGAACUCGAAAUUGCAAUUAUUGCACUUAGAGCCAAAUUAGAUGAGCAACAUGGUCAGAUAUCCUUACUUGAGGAAUAUGGUAAUGAAGUGACAAUGCUACGGAACAAAUGCAAUGAGCUUGCACAUAAGCUCUCUGAACAAAUUUUGAGGGCAGAAGAGUUCAAGAACCUGUCAAUUCAUUUGAAAGAGCUUAAAGAUCAGGUUGACACAGAGUCUCUCCAAGCUCGUGAAAAAAGAGAAACUGAAGCAUCUUCAAUUGCUGCACAAGAGUCCUUGAGAAUUGCUUUUAUUAGAGAACAAUGUGAGACAAAGCUGCAAGAACUGAAAAGCCAGCUUUAUAUUUCCAAAAAGCAUGGGGAGGAGAUGCUGUUGAAAUUGCAGGAUGCUCUUGAUGAGGUGGAGACUCGGAAGAAAAGUGAAGUCUUUCAUAUAAAGAGAAAUGAGGAGCUGUCACUGAAGAUCUUGGAAUUGGAGACUGAGUUGAAGAUAGUAAUCUCUGAUAAGCGAGAAAAAGUCAAGGCUUAUGACGAAAUGAAGGCUGAACUAGAAUGCUCAUUAAUAAGCCUUGACUGUUGCAAAGAAGAAAAAGAAAAGGUUGAAGCUUCUUUACAAGAAUGUAACGAGGAAAGAACUAGAAUUGCUGUUGAGCUUAGAUUAAUGAAAGAACAGAUGGAGAAUUCUGUUUCUUGUAUAAAUGCUCAAGAAGGAAAUUUUGGUUUAGGUACUCCAAGACACAUGAUCACUGAGCAAGUUACAGAAAAGUUUCAACAAGAACCACCAGUUGCAGGUAUUCUGAGCUAUGAGAGGGAUGCAAUAGACAUGUUUCCUGCAAAUGAGAAAACCAGGAGCCAUCACCCAAAAUCCUCAGACAAAAAUAGCCUGUUUCCUUGUGAACAAGUAGAAGAUUCAUGUACGGUUCCCAGUGAUGAAAGUAAUCAUUCAAGUGAGCAGAUGAAAUUGCCAACUGUUCAGGAUGGCUCCAAAAGUAUGAUUGGGCAUUCAAGGAAAGUAAUUGUAAAUGAAGAGGACCUGAUUCAAAAUAGUGCAAUGGGUUUGGCUAUUCUAAACGAUCAUUUCAAAGCCAAAAGUUUAAAGUCUACCAUGGAUCUCCUACAUAAAGAGCUGGAAAGGAUGAGGAAUGAGAACUUAGCUCCUUUAUCAAAAGAUGAUCAUAUUGACCCAGAUUUUCAGGGGUUACAAAGAGAACUACUGCAACUACAAGAAGCAAAUGAACAAUUAGGGAGCAUGUUCCCUUUAUUUAAUGAAAUUUCCGGCAGUGGGAAUGCAUUAGAAAGAGUACUUGCACUGGAAAUUGAGCUUGCAGAAGCAUUACAGGCAAAGAAGAAAUCAAACCUCCAUUUUCAGAGCUCCUUCCUGAAACAACACAGGGACGAGGAAGCCAUAUUUAAAAGCUUCAGAGAUAUAAACGAGCUGAUCAAAGACAUGCUGGAACUGAAAGGGAGGUACACAUCUGUGGAGUCUGAAUUGAAAGAAAUGCAUGGCCGUUACUCUCAACUAAGCCUUCAGUUUGCAGAAGUGGAAGGAGAGAGACAAAAACUAUUGAUGACCCUCAAGAACAGAGUUCCCAGGAAGAAAUUGCCAUUAAUCCGUUCCACGUCAGCUAGUCUUGAGGAACACCAGUACUAGCAAUGUAUACACUUUUCCUGGCUUUUGCCCCAGAAGUUGCCUUUUUUUCUGGCUAGAGAUAUUCACAUGUUCCCUGCUUUUCUGAGAUACACCAAUGUGCUUCUGAGCGCCUGUAAAUAGGACAUCACACCUCUAGAUGUCAAGGUAGAGUUACAAUCUUUCAUAAUUUCAUUAUGUAAAUAAUAAAUGCCGCCAAAAAAAACCAAUUUUCAUGGUUGGUUUCAAAAUCAGUUUUAAGAUCCCUGUAACAUGCUUACUUGUUCAUAACUGGGUGUGUAAUUCAUUCUGAUGUAUAGUAAAUCAAAUUCUUUCAGCCA